Dermacentor andersoni is the source of this 1737-nucleotide messenger RNA. Lineage: Eukaryota; Metazoa; Arthropoda; Arachnida; Ixodida; Ixodidae. The record is from RefSeq and is a predicted model, not a curated record.
AUGGGCGUCCCACAGGGCUUCGUCCUGAGCCCAUUCCUAUUUUACGCGGCACUGGCUGGACUUCCGGCAGCCAUCCCUGCAGACCCAAGGUUUCCGACGCAGUGCUCAGUGUAUGCAAAUGACGUGGCCCUAUGGACGCAUGGACCCAGACGGAACCUGCAAGCCAUCCGGUCAUCAUUGCAACGAUCUCUGGAUGCAGUAGCUGCAUACUUCCUGAGCAUCGGACUUCUGGUCUCCCCCACAAAGACAAAGGUUCUGCUCAUCCAUCCGUUAGCUGCCGCUCAUGUCACCGUUGGAAGGCUGGUGCUGGGCGGCACACCCAUACCAUGGGCCAAGGAGGUCACAUAUCUGGGGCUCCAGGUGGACCACCGUCUCACAUGGAUGCCCGCUGCUAAGGCUGCCACCAUCAAGGCUCGCAGGGUGAGAACAGCUGUCAGCGGCCUACUCCAGCGAGGAAAAGGAUGCACAUCCCGAUGGGCGUUACGUCUCUACCAUGCUGCUGCCACCUCCAUGUUCCUGUAUGCACUGCCUAUGGCGAACCUAACACCGACCCGCAAGAAGCAACUUGCACUGGAACAUAGGACAGUCAUACGAGAAUUCUUAGGACUUCCACGCCAUUCACCGGUGGCUGCUACACUGGCAGAGGCCCAGGCUUGGCCCCUCUCGCUGCUUAUGCUGCGGCAAGGGCUGCUCCACAUAGACCGCCUACACCACACUCCUGACGGCGAUGCCCUGGUGCGCAGAUUGCGGAGCCGUCCCUCCUCCCGGAUGGGCAGCAUCUGUGCACUGCACGGGGAGCUUGUAGGCCAGUCCCCCACAGCAGUGAUACCAUCCCCACCCCACCAACAGCCAUUGGAAGUCCAUCUCCAGUUGGAGGGGAAGCAGAAGAAGAUGUCUCCACCAUGCGAGCUGGCGCAGGCAGCGUUGUCGAAGCUGCACGUACUAGGUGGGUAUCUCCACAUCUUCACGGAUGGUUCUGUCCUCCCAUCCAAUGGCUCGGCGGCCGCGGCCUGCAUAGUACCGGCAACUGGAACGACCCUGCAAUGCCACCUCCCAUUUGCUGCGAACUCCACAGCAGCAGAGCUGGCCUGCCUCCACUUGGCAGCUGACUUCCUUGCGGAGCACCCACCGCAGGUGCCCGUAGCCAACUUCUCAGACUCUCGCCCGGCUCUUCAAGGACUACUCCAACCCGAUCGAGCUGGAGUCACCGUCAUCCUGCUCCUAGCCAAGCUCUUUGCUAUUCAGAGGAGUGGCAUCCCCCUCUCGCUCCACUGGCUGCCCUCACACGUAGGGAUAGCUGGAAAUGAAGAGGCGGAUGCUGCAGCCAAAGCAGCCCACAAUGCUCCCGUUGCUGUAACCACUGGGGUAGCCGCAUCGGACUAUACACGGCAUCGGCUGCUGAAACUGCUGACCACAGACCACCCGGACGCGCGGGUGGCUAACGCUAAGCCACCCCAGCCUCUCCCCGAGAAGGGACUUACGAGAGGAGAACAGGUACUCCUCCUGCGCCUCAGUACAGGCAGCGUUUGGCCUGCCGCCCGGAAAUUCAGAGUAGGGAGAAUCGGAUCACCUGCCUGUAGGAGGUGCGACUCCCCUGAGAUCCUGGAGCACCUCCUAUGCCACUGUCCAGGACUAGCCCUCUCAACGACAGGAGAUGACAGCCGCAUCCCGCCUCCUCGGCCUUCCCGCUACCACCCUAGAAGACCUUCUCUUCAUCCGCCUAUCCCCGGUGAAUAA